Messenger RNA from Platichthys flesus (European flounder), 3735 nucleotides. It is a transcript of the gene enpp5, whose product is annotated as ectonucleotide pyrophosphatase/phosphodiesterase 5. The transcript has 4 exons. The record is from RefSeq and is a predicted model, not a curated record. Lineage: Eukaryota; Metazoa; Chordata; Actinopteri; Pleuronectiformes; Pleuronectidae. The coding region runs from base 268 to 1725 and encodes 485 amino acids.
AGGACCCGCGCACUUGUCGAUCGCGGUGUGUUUCUGGUGAUGCAGCUCUCCAGCAGCCGGAGCAUGCCCUUGCUGGACGGCCCGUUGUCUUCCGCCUGUGUUCAGGUCGUUUUCACCCACAGUAAAUAAGACGUCUUUGUUAAACAGGGCUUUGUGCACACGCAGUCGGUCAGCAGGGGCCGAGGCUGCUUAUCUGUGCGCGCAGGGAGGAGCGAGGCGAGCCGCUUCAGGAUCAGAUAACGAGGUUGUGUCUCCACAAACUGCACUAUGCCGGGCUGCCUGCUGCGAGGAGGCUGCAGUCCUCUGCUCCGCCUGUGGGCCCUGCUGCUGCUGCUGCUGCCUCUGGUCUCCCUGAACCAGCGUGGGAGCCGGGGCCUCGGUGAGGGCAACCGGCCCAAGCUGCUGCUCGUGUCCUUCGACGGCUUUCGCUGGGACUACAUCGACCGGGUCCCGACGCCCAACUUCCACAGCAUCAUGGACCAGGGCGUGAUGGUGGAGAAGGUGGAGAACACCUACAUCACCAAGACCUUCCCCAACCACUACAGUCUGGUGACGGGUCUGUAUACGGAGACGCACGGCAUCGUGGCCAAUGAGAUGUAUGACCCCGUAUACAACCGCUCCUUCUCCAUGGAGACGGACAGUAUUUAUGAUUCCCGGUGGUGGGAGGAGGCGGUGCCCCUCUGGGUAACCAUCCAGAAAGCCGGAGGGCGGAGCGGGGCUGCGAUGUGGCCUGGGUCUGAUGUGAAGAUCCACGGCAUGUUCCCCUCCCAGUUCCUCCACUACAACGCAUCUGUGUCCUUUGAAGCCAGAGUGGAGCGGCUCAUAGGGUGGUUCUCCGCCCCUAAAGAGGACGCGGUGGAUUUUGGAGUCCUGUACUGGGAGGAGCCAGACGAGAGCGGGCACCUCCAUGGGCCUCAGAGCCCCGAAAUGGACGAAGUCAUCGCCGGAAUCGACGAGAAACUCGGCUUCCUCAUCAACGAGCUGAAGAAGGCCGGGCUGUUUGAGAAAGUGAACCUGAUAGUGACCAGUGAUCACGGGAUGACGCAGCUUUUCACUGAUAACAUCAUAGAACUGGAUCAGUACAUUCACAGAGACCUGUACACCUGGGUGGAUAAGAGUCCGGUGGUGGGGAUACUGCCCAACGAAGGGAAACUGGACGAGGUGUACAACAAGCUGGUAGACGUCAACCCAAACAUGGCGGUCUACAAGAAAGAAGAGAUUCCCCAGCGCUUCCAUUACCGGCACAACAGGAGGAUCAUGCCCAUCAUCCUGGAGGCCAAAGAGGGCUGGACCAUCAUGCAGAACCGGACCGGGCCCUUCAUGUUGGGAAACCAUGGCUACGACAACACCCUCCGCAGCAUGCAGCCUGUGUUCGUGGCUCGCGGCCCAGCCUUCCGCCAGAAGUACCUGAAACCCUCCAUGAGCUCCGUCGAUCUCUACCCUCUCAUGUGCCACAUCCUCGCCGUGCGGCCCCUGCCGAACAACGGCUCCCUCUCGAACGUUCAGGACCUGCUGUACCCUGAGGCUCCCCCCACGCCCAGCGCCCCCCCCAGGGUCGACGAGUACUCCUACGCCCCCGUGGUGGGCUCUUUCAUCAGCGUGGUGAUGGUGCUGGGCUUUCUCAUGUUCUACAUCAGACAACUGACGCUCAAGCAGCUGCCCUCGCUGAAGCACAGACGCAGGGAGAUGUCGCAGCCCUUGCUGCAAGAGGACUUGCACCUGUAGCCGACGAGACAGAAAGGGAUAGCAGACGUGAAAAGAAGAGGAGGUGUCCCUCCCCAAGGUAGUCUGCUCUGCCCAGAAGCAUCCCCUGAACACCUACUCUACACGAGUAAUUCGCCAUUGUGCUGCUCCUUUAUUAGAUGGAGAGCAAGAGAUCUGAAUGUGACCUCGGAAUCAUGUCGAGAGCUUUGCCCAAAGUGUGAGGGGGGAUGUGAAGGGUUUGCUUCUGGUGUAGGAUCAAAAAUAAUACACCUUUACAUGGGCUUUAUAGUGGCUUUGCUUUGAUUGUGUGAACUUUACCUAAUAUCAUCUCAUUGUUUUCAUUGUCGCGUACAAAGUAAAUAAUUUAAUUAAAAGCUGAGAUUUGAACCUUUGAUUCUGGCAAGUAGGAAGCUUUGGUGGCCAAAACUUUGACAAAGGCAUGGUGAAAAGCUCACCAUCGUAGAAAGGGAUCGAAUCAAUAAUGUAACUGCACACACUUUUAGACAAUCUUUCCUUCACAGCUUUCAUAGUGUUGCACUCGUGUGCUGCAGGAAAUGCGUGAAGUAACGUAAAAUGUAGCUUGCGCGUUGUACUACUCGCGCAAGUUUGGUUGCGGGAUUAUUUGGGUUAACGCGAGGUAACGCGCGGUAACACAACCCAUGAAUAUUCGCACAUUCUCCUCGGCAAAAGAGAGGCGGACUACCGGCCGAGCUUCCUGAGGCUGACUAGUGGCUGGUUUGGUCACCUGCUCGCUCAGGAUGGUGCAAGGACCAUAGCCUGUUGAGUUUGAUUGGCUUUCCUUUACGCCAUUAACAUCGCGAAUUUGAGUCCAUUCAAAUCUUUGCGUUGACUUAUCUCGUCACAAUGGGGGGGGAUUUCAAGGCCUUGUCAGAGUUUCUUCCAUCAAUUCCUCCGCUUGUCCUGAAUCAGAAGCCACUGUGUGAUUAUGAAUGCUGUGAUUUAGCCGAAGUAUUACAAGCUCAACUCGUCUCAGGCUGAGCUCAGUGUUCCUUUUGAAUGUUAGCUGGACGCACGUGUUCCAGGGAAGGCUCGACCAAUGUGCCAGGCUACUGCUCACACGCGUAGGUCACUCCACGAGCCGACCACGUCACGACCUUGCUCUUUUAGUAGUCAGCUACCAUUUGCCUUUCAACUUAGGUGGAGAACAUCUUUCUUUCGGUGUGCAAUAAUUUGUGUGUAAGUGGGUUUUAUUUGUAUGUGUGUAGCGUUUUUGUAGGGAAGAUAUUUUUCUGUAUAGACAAGUGUGUACUCCGCUCAUCCUCACGUGUCGACUGUCAUAGCCACGGCCAUUUGUUGGUGAAAUGUGAAGUGCAAUUGCUAUUGGUCAGUAUUUUGUCAUUGGGAUGUUAAGGGGUUUCGGUGUUGCUGGGUCGAGAAGACUUCUUUUGGCCCCUGAUUUGCACUACAGUACCGAACUGAACCACAGCGAAGGGGCAGCGGUCGGAUGCUUUUUUUUUUAAGGUCAUGUAAACUUUGCACUCCUUGUUCGUAGUUGCUAUUUGAAACAAUAGAAAACAUUAGGAGCCUCUUGCCAAAAAGCUUUGAUCAGUGUAAGCAUUGAAAGUUGAGUAGAAUCCAAAUCUGUCUUUAAAUUACUUUUUUUCCCCAGCCUAUUUUAGGAAAGAAUUGGUUAAAUUGUCUUCUCAUGCUUUUAGAUGCAUUGAUUAAUUACUGUGCCCAAAAGAUGACAGACAUCACUGUGAGAAAUUACUUUUUACUAAAUUUAGAUAAAUUGAAAGCAUUUAUAUGGAAAAUAUAUACAUUUUCUGAUGUUUUAUGAAAGAAGUAUUUCUGAUGAUUUCCCCCUACAGAGAAAUGAAAUAUAUCCAUACUUUAUUUAAAAGAUUUGUUUGAAAUGGUUAAAUUCAAUAUUACAUCAAGUUAAUAUAGGUUUUAUUAUUACCUUGGAUUUGAAAUAUGGACAUUUAAUAUGAUUUACAAAUUAACUAUCUUUGCCAUGUUAAUGCAAUUAAACAGUCUUCUGAAAAUAAAGGGACUAAUGAGAAACUG